AUGACCGGACCGAAAUACCAGGACGUUCCUCAGCGGGACUCGCUCGACGAGGCUGCGCCGUCAUACUCGCAAGCGCCACCCAGCUAUCAAGCAGCCGACCCACAGGAGGCCCUGCUUCGUGGUGUACCGCGAGACGAAGAUGACAACUUGCCAGACGACUUCAAGUUUGGCGGUGUGGUAGCAGAGGCUACGCUGGAUAUCCGGAUGGCGUUUGUGAGAAAGGUGUACGCUAUCUUGACCGUCCAGCUCCUCGCUACCGCUGCUGUAAGCUUCGCCUCGAUGACCUCAGUAACGUACAAGAACUGGAUCCAGACAAACCCGUGGAUGAUGUGGGUGUCGCUCUUUGGCUCCUUUGCCUUCCUUGGCCUCACCUUCUGGAAGCGCAAGUCGUAUCCUACGAACCUGAUAUUCCUUGCUGGAUUCACCGCCCUGGAAGCCUAUUCCAUCUCCGUCAUCGUAUCGUUUACCGACUCCAAGAUCGUGCUCCAGGCGGUCGUCUUCACAUUUGGCAUCUUCAUCGCCUUAAGCCUGUUUGCCUGCCAGUCGAAGUACGAUUUCACGAGCUGGAUGCCGUAUUUGUUUGGUGCUCUCUGGGUUCUGAUACUGUUCGGCUUCAUGUCCACGUUCUUCCCAUACAACGACAAGGUAGAUCUUGGUUAUGGCAUUAUUGCGGCUUUGAUCUUUUCGGGCUACAUCCUGAUCGACACUCAGAUGAUCAUGCGUCACUACCACGUUGAGGAGGAGAUUGCGGCGGCCAUCUCGCUGUACCUCGAUAUCAUCAACUUGUUCCUCGCCAUCUUGAGGAUCUUGAACUCGCAAAACAACAACUGA
Molecule: messenger RNA, 831 nt
Organism: Cucurbitaria berberidis CBS 394.84
Lineage: Eukaryota; Fungi; Ascomycota; Dothideomycetes; Pleosporales; Cucurbitariaceae
Product: UPF0005-domain-containing protein
Exons: 2
Coding region: 1-831 (276 amino acids)
Cellular component (GO): membrane
Source: RefSeq, a predicted model, not a curated record